Messenger RNA from Carassius carassius (crucian carp), 2069 nucleotides. RefSeq names its product interferon regulatory factor 8-like. Gene Ontology annotation, molecular function: RNA polymerase II cis-regulatory region sequence-specific DNA binding; DNA-binding transcription factor activity, RNA polymerase II-specific; protein binding. The transcript is spliced from 11 exons. Gene Ontology annotation, cellular component: nucleus. Bases 325 to 1623 code for a protein of 432 amino acids. The record is from RefSeq and is a predicted model, not a curated record. Gene Ontology annotation, biological process: regulation of transcription by RNA polymerase II; immune system process. NCBI's taxonomy places the organism in Eukaryota, Metazoa, Chordata, Actinopteri, Cypriniformes, Cyprinidae.
CUUAUUUUAGAAACGCAGCCAUUGCAUUCCAAAGUAACAAUGAAACUAUAGUUUUUAUGCCUUACAGUCGAUACUGGCUACAUUGCACUUUGCUUAGACACACACAUUUACAAUGUUCUUUAAGCACUUCCCGUCGGGGUAAUACCUGUCACCAUUUUGAAGUGCGUUCCACUUUGUCAAGUGUAUGAGGGAGAUUUAUAUGGAGAGACCAUUGACCCCUUUAUUUUGACCAAGGGAGCGAGUCUACUUAUAAAACUCAGGAUUUUAUUGUGAACGGACUUGUGUUCUCCACAGCGGCUGACAGUGCACAGGAUCGAAACUAAGAUGGCAUCUGGAAGAAUUCGUUCCACACGUCGCCUGCGUUCCUGGAUAGUGGAACAGGUGAACAGUGGGAAGUAUCUUGGCCUAGUGUGGGACAACCCUGAGAAAACCAUGUUUCGUAUCCCAUGGAAACAUGCAGGAAAACAAGAUUUCCGUACUGAGGAGGAUGCAGCUAUAUUCAAGGCUUGGGCAGAGUUUAAAGGGAAGCUUUUGGAGAAUGGAAAUUCAGACCCUGCAUCCUGGAAAACUCGCCUUCGCUGUGCCCUCAACAAAAGUCCAGAGUUUUGUGAGGUCACUGAAAGGUCACAGCUGGACAUCUCAGAACCCUACAAGGUGUAUCGCCUCGUACCACUAGAAGAACAAGGAGUGGUGAAAGUGAAAAAAGAGAAUGGAGGAAAGCCAGUGAGGAGCAGGAGAAGGAAACACAGUGAAUCCGAGCCAGAUGAGGAGCAGAUUGCAUGCCAGAAAAUAAUCAAAGAGGAGGUUAUUGUGCCCCAGUCCAUCAACAUGAGUGCACAUGAAAUCAUCCCACACACAGGAAGAGAAAUCACACUCCAAGCAGAGGUGGAGACAAACUCCUUGAAGACUGACAACAACACUGAAGAUAUCCAAGUAAACUUCACCAUUGAAGCAGUCGAGAAGAGAGUGCUGCAUUCUUUCCACAUAACCGUGCACUACAUUGGGCAGGAGGUCCUGCGGCGAGAAAUAAUGGCUAACGAUGUUCGGAUCGCUUACCUGCCUCCUUCACCUGUCCCUCCAUCUCCACUGUCUCUAAACGGCACUGGCUUCCAUCGAAUCCCACUCCCAGACCCCCCAUUAGACAUGAGCUCCAACCCCAGCCUUGCCCCACGUUUGACAGCUCUUAACAAAUUGCUGCCCUUCAUGGAGAGUGGAAUAGUCCUGACCUCCACAGGAGGAGGCAUCUAUGCCAAGCGCUUCUGUCAGGGGCGGGUGUUCUGGAAAGGACCACAUAACACCACCACAGGACCCUGUAAAAUGGAGAGAGCAAGUGAGCCCACCCAGCUGUUCAGCAAGGAUAUAUUCAAACGGGAGUUGGACGCUUUCCGCAGCGGAGGAAAACAACCUCAAAGUGAGAUCACGCUGUGUUUUGGAGAAGAGCUGGAUGAUGGAGAUAACAUCAAUGAUAAACACAUCAUCAUUAAGAUUUCUAUCCCCUGGGUUGAGUCGCAGAUAGAAGAGGUCAAGACCCUCAGAGACUCUAUUGCAAUUCUCAAAAGUCUGGCCAGCCAGUCUCCUACAGGCGAAGUGACGCUAAACAUUGUUGAAGUAUUGCAACAGUAACAAACCUCUAAGAUAACACUUACUGCAUUCUUAAUGUUAAGGAUCAAAAUAAAGAAAAACAACUAUAUAUGGCAUGACUUGAGAUAACUUGUAUAAGCACUUUCUUGUAGGUAGUGGAAAUAUAGUAAUUAUUAGAUGCUUCAAAUGCUUAAAAUAUGUAGCCAUAUAGUAGUUAAAUCCAUAUUUAUAAGUAAUAUAAAAUGUCUUUAGUCAAUAUAGCUUUGUUUGUUUCACAGCAAAAUAUUUUGUCAUUUUUACAACUAUGCAUUUAUCAUCUGCCGUUGUGGAGUGAGAGUAAAGAUGUUCAAAAUCAUUAAAUGCAUUAAUAACGAUGUACAUGGUUAACUGCAAGUGGAUUGUUAAAUCACGCUGUACAUUUUCAUCCAACGCUAAUGUUUCACUGAAUUUAUCACUUGUUUUAUAAAUAAAUGUAUCAAAGACAAUAA